AUGCUUCAAGGACGAUUGGGUUCUGAUGAGCUGUACAUCAGUGACAAGGUGGAGGGCAACUUUGCCAUGCUCCGGCGCCUCAUUGACCUUUCCUGCUCUGAUCGGAAGCCUUACAGCGAAGCUCGAGCUCUGCUUGACAAAAGCAGUGUUGCUUCCCGGGAUGUGCCUGGUGCGGAGCUUGCGCAAGGUCUUAAGCUGCUUCCUUUCGCCGAAGUCACAUACGAGGCAGAUGAGUUCCUGAAGGAUUUCUGUCAAGAGCGUGGUCACCAGGUCCUUGUCCUGGAAGCUACAAGUAAGCCUGGCACGCCGGCCCAUUUCCUGUGUUUUGAUUCCGAGAAGAAGGAAGCGAUUCUUUCUGUUCGAGGCACUGCAGCGCCGGCGGAUGCUUUGACCGACCUGGCAGGCUGCAUAGAGGAGCGGGAGGUCGCAAAUGGCAAGCUGUACGCGCACGCAGGCUUCCUGGCUUCAGCCGAGUCUGUGCUACGGCGAGUUGCAGCUCCUAUAAGGGAUCUACUUGCACCUCUGGGAUAUGGUCUGACUGUGACUGGGCACAGCCUGGGUGCCAGCACUGCGUGCUUGGUAACGCGGCUGUUGCAGUCACAAGAAUCAACCUGGACUUCCCAGCUGGCAUCAAUUCGUUGCGUGGCAUUUGCACCAUGCCCAUGCAUGGAUGCUACAAAUGCGGCGCUAUGCGCAGAGGGCACCGAGGAACAUGACUCCCUGGUUCUCAGUUUCGUCUGCAACGAUGAUGUUGUGCCACGAAUCAGCAUGCAGAACCUUGGCCGGCUGUCCUUGCUGGGCAAGGGUGCUUCCGUUGAGGAGGUGAUCCAGCUGGCGACACGCGGAAACGUGCGCGAGACAGAUCAGCAGCUGCCAGGGAAAGUGGUUGUGCUGCAUCAUGUCCCAGGGCAAGGAAAAGACAAGGACACAGAUGCAUCUUCUGAGCAAGCAGAAGUGGACGAAGACGCUAACGCCGUUAAGGAUGAUGAGGAUGGUGAUGAGAAGGUGAAGGAAUCCAAAGAUGCCGAUAAAGCUCCCGGCAAAUGGACAGCUUGGCUUGGAAGUGCCGAAGACUUCCCAGAGAUUGGCUACAUCGAGCUUGCUCCCGAUGGCAUUAAGAACCACAUGGCCCCCUACUACCGUGAGGCACUGGCAGUUGUGGCUGCUGGCCGUGGUGUUGCCAUAGAGGCAGAGCCCAGAGUAGACGAAACCUUUCUGCGGUGGUACAAGCGUGCAGAGAGCCAGUGA
Messenger RNA from Symbiodinium pilosum, 1248 nucleotides. The record is from the annotation of a GenBank genome assembly. Lineage: Eukaryota; Dinophyceae; Suessiales; Symbiodiniaceae.